AUGUCCUCCUGCAGUGAGGGUUGGAUGCAAUACCUGGAUCACUGUUAUCUCCUCAGGACUACACCUACCAGCUGGGACAAUGCCAUUCUACAAUGUCAGAGUCUUGGAUCCUAUUUGGUAGAGAUCGAGACGAAAGAAGAAGAUGAAUGGAUUCGUAAAAUAGGAGCAUUAGAAAUCCCGUCGGUGAAUGGUAUUUGGACAGGAGGUACUGUCUUUGGAAAUGAACACUCCUUUAUCUGGAAUAAUAGCAAGAAAGAACUUAACUAUACAAACUGGGAAGAAAAUGAACCAAAUAAUUAUGGAGGCAACGAGGACUGUUUGGUAAUUAUUGUUCCCGACGGAAACUGGUAUGAUGAGAUUUGUGACAAGCAAUACCAAUUUGUAUGUGAGAAAAAACAUCCAUUUUGA
Molecule: messenger RNA, 408 nt
Organism: Saccostrea cuccullata (small rock oyster)
Lineage: Eukaryota; Metazoa; Mollusca; Bivalvia; Ostreida; Ostreidae
Product: perlucin-like protein
Exons: 3
Coding region: 1-408 (135 amino acids)
Molecular function (GO): signaling receptor activity
Source: RefSeq, a predicted model, not a curated record